UACUACCUUGUACAUGGUAGUCAUAUUCCAUCCAUAUUGACUUGGGGUAACAACUGGAGAGAGAUUAGUAUUGUGUCUGCUAGUUAGCGCCAGUGGUGUCAUUUAUUUUGUACAUCGCGUCGUAGCAGUUGCAAGCGCUGCGGGAAGCGCUGAUCAUUUAUUUUAUUUUGUUAGAAUUUGUCGAAGAUAUCGGUGGUACCAGGUAUAUGGUAUCACGCACUCACCAUCCUCACUGUCGCUGAUGAGUGAUCCUGAGGCUGAGACCUCAGACUCAGUCCGACAGCUCAGGAGUCGGGGGCAGGCUCAGUCAGUCUCAUCCAUCAGCAGAUCAGCUCAGUCAGAGCAGGUCAGUAAAACUCCAUCAGGUGCAGAUAGAUCAUCUGAGCUGAGACAGUGCAGAGUCAAGCUUCUUCGAGUUAGAACAUUAUAUUGAUAAGUGACUUAGCCUACUGAGCUAGUAGUAACAGGAACAAAACUAGACAGUCAGUGUAAUUGAAUCCGGCAUCAUGCAGACACCACCGAGGCAACAAAAAUAUUUCCCAAGCAAGGCUGCAGAGGAGAUAGCAAAUGUAACUCCCACAAAGUUGAUGAACAAGUCAAAGAUUUCAGACAUUAAUCAAAAUGAGAAGAAUGAACCAAGACCAAGCCCUAGCGAUGACAUUAUACUCACACAAGCCACAAAGAGAUUGGACUAUCUACCCUGGGAGGAUUAUUUCAUGGCGGUAGCAUUUUUGUCCGCCCAGCGGAGCAAGGACCCAAGUUCUCAGGUUGGUGCUUGUAUCGUGAAUGAAGAGAAAAAGAUCGUUGGUAUUGGCUACAAUGGGAUGCCCAAUGGUUGCCAUGACGAUGCAUUACCAUGGAGUAGAGAAAACGAGGACUGGCUGGAGACUAAGUAUCCAUAUGUUUGCCAUGCCGAGCUGAACGCCAUCAUGAACAAGAACUCUGCAGAUGUGAAGGGAUGUACUAUGUAUGUAGCUCUCUUUCCCUGCAACGAGUGUGCUAAGGUCAUUAUACAGUCGGGGAUCAAAAAGAUCAUCUUCCUCUCCGAUAAAUACCAUGAGACUGACACAAUGACGGCUUCAAGGAGAAUGCUGGAUUAUGCUGGAGUAACUUACAGUAAAUUCACACCAUCUAAGCAAACAGUCACGAUAGAUUUCUACACAUUGGAUCCACAAGCAAGACCCAAAGACGAGAACAAAAACGAAGAGCAACCCUAACUCCUCACAUAUCAGGGUUUGUCUGGUAAUAUUUAUUUUGCUCAAACUGUUUUUUUUUAUUUAAACAGAUCUUGUCUUUCCAGAUUAUUUGUACAUCUUAUUUAUAUUUUCAUAUGACUAUAUUGGUGAUGCAGAAUGUUUGUAGAACAUGAGAGAGAAAAAAAGAAAACAACUUUAUUACUAGCUUCUGAGCUACAAGUAGAUAAUGGGUAGACCUCAGUCUCAAUAACGUAACAGUUAUUAGGUAAUUGAUUAUAGUGACUUGAUCAAUACCAGUGGCAAUGAUUCUAGGGGGCGGGGGGGCACAGUGCCCCCACUUUUUGAAGCACCGGAAACUUGCCCUUUUUACACAAGAAAAAUGCCCCCUUACAAACGUGUACCCUUUCGCCGAGGAUGACCCGUUAUAGGUGUUACCAAGUGCCCUUUCUCGUAUAAGUGCCAAUUUUCACCACAAAAAAUGGGGGAGGAAAGGAAUUAUUUGAGCCUGUUUUUAUCAAUCUUGUCUAUCACAGGUAUUGUUGCUAUGUCUUUUUAAUUUCUGUUUAUUUUUUUUGUGGCUCACAAGGUUGGCAGGUACAUGUAUGCUUGCUGAAAACUAACAAUAAUUACAUGACUGUUAAAGUUUGCAAUCAAAUUAUUGCAUGAACCCUUUUCUCAGUUCAAGUUGUAUACAUGUAUUGAGAUUUUUUUUUCUUUCGCAAUAGGUUUGUCAAGAUUCACCUUCUGAUCAUUAGAGAACUUUGGAAUUUAUAAUCCAUUCAGAAAAAUGUUGGCCUCUUUACUUGAAUUCUCCGACCAUGUGGAAGAAUACAAAUUUGAAUAAAAACCAUGCAAUUCUCUUAUAACAUCCUGAGGAUUAAAGAUAAAUGAAUCAUCCAUACCCAUCAGCAUAUAAAUAUUUAAUAUAUAUUGAUUAUAAAUAUUCAAUAUAUAAUACUUUUGAUGGACCCAGUGCUUGCAUCCAUUGAAAUAACAAGCUACCCAGGAAAAGAUUUUGACAUGAGCUUGAGGAGGGUGAGGAGGUGUGUUUCUCCUACAGACACAACAGGGGUUGUCAUCUUCUCCAUCAUCUGUCUCGGCAAGCGGAUGGUCGAACAGUCUCCUGUUGGUCUUCGAUGAUGAUGUUGAUGGCCCUGCCUGACCGCUAGCUUUCUUCUGCUUUCUUUUGGACAACCUGGCAGUACUUCUUUCUUCCUCAUCAGCUUCAGAAACACCUGGUUUUCGGUUAUGCUGACUCCAGAAGCCCUAAAAUAAGUAGUGGAGACCCUCUUCUCUGUAGCUUCAGGAGAAGAAGGCUUUCUUGCAGUCAGGAACAGAUCAGUCUCACUAGGUGCUUGCAAUCGACCCAUGUCUUUUGGGGACCCAUCUGCUGCAUUUCUGCAGAAGAGGGAGUAGAUGUCUGCGGUGUCACGAGUGCUCGUCUUGGACACUUUCAAAAUCCUUAAUACUGCACUUGGAUUGAAAGGAAAGAUGGCUGUUUUCCAAAAUGCAGAUUUGAGGUCGUCUUCCUUCAGAGCCUGGAGGUAUGCUGAAGAAGAUAGUCGAGCGAUCUCGUAUCUUGUUAUUACUUGAUCAAGGGAUUCAAGGCACACUCUUGAUUGUACGUAGACUUCAUCUCAAAAAAGCAGGCGAGGUCAAGUGGUUGUGUAAUGUGCGACAUGUGAGCUGGCAACAUGAAAAGGAUGACCUGGUUUGCCCUGGCAUAGUCAAUGACCUCAGUGCUGAUAAGGGAUGUGUGGCCAUUGUACAUCAGAAGGACAUAUUCUCUAUCUUCCCUUGGAGGCAGGGACGGAACGAAGUGCACCAUGAAGAACUUCUUGAACAUGGUCCGAUUACUCCAACCUGUCUUUGUGAUAGUUAUUUUGGAUCUAGGAAGAACACUGCUCGUAAGUUCCUCAAUCCUCCUUUUCCCUUUGAUAAACACAUAGUAGUGUGGAAGAGCCUUACUGGCUGCGUUUCCACAAGCUAGGACUGUGGUGGUGGCAAUCCGUUGUGAUGUAACUGCAUUGGUUCUGGAUCAGUGAUCUGAGCAAGCUACCUUGGGUGGUUUAUGUUCAUCGACAUUCCAGAUGUAUCGGGGCUUGUCACAAAGAUGGAACUUGUCCAUGACAAGACAAAGUUCCUCAAAAUAGUUCGAUAGAACCUCCUCUGUUGAUUUCGCUCGGUUCAUUCGCAACUUGCUGGGAGCUAUGAGGCGAAGAUUGUUUCCUGAUUAUUCUGGGCCAAUUCGAUGGGCUCGCUGUAUAUCUGCAAGUUUCUGCGCUGCUUCUGUUCCCUGUCUAGCAUCUUGCAGCAGAGACUGCACAAAUCCCGCGCAGUCCCCUCCAUCAAAUUUCUCUGGCACAUUGUAUAGUACAAUAUUGUUAUAUCUGUUUCGGUUUUCAAGAUCUUCUAACUUGAUAUCUGUCUCUUCAAGUGCUUUUGUGAGUUUUGUUACUUCAUCUUUCGAAUUGUCUAGAUCUCAAACUUCAUGGAGGCAUGAGCCUCGUGGCACUCCUUCAAGAUCUCAUUGAACCUAACCUCUUGCUGUACCGCAAAAUUCUUGAACCAACCUGGUGCUUCGGUCUCUUGCUCUGGCUCCACACCGAGCCCGACCGCGUCUGGGUGCUGCACUGACACCAGUGCUUGCGUAUUGCCUGCUGUGCUAGUGUCCAUAGACACACAUUACUGUAGUUGCUUGUCCUUUUUCCAUCAUAAUUUUUUUCUUGAUGGGUUAAUAAUCUAACCUUGAAGUCUCUCUGCUCCUUCCACCUUUCAUCUGUUCCUCUCUGCCAUAGUACAUAGCGUCUCCUGCUUCAAAAACUGACUUAAAAUCCUCAAUCUUUACUCAUCACUCUCGCACAUGUCUUCACACGAGCGUCGCCAUUUGAACCUCCCUUAUUUUUUAUAUAAUUAUUUUUGACAUAUUGCACAGUAGUACGGAAUAUCCUCGUGGUAGUAGAGAAUCGCUAUAGGAGUUGAUAUGUUGUCUCUCGAUAAGGCAAACUGUUAUUGCGACAUUCCGACUACAACUGCUAGUCUUUGUCAGGCAACGUGGACAAUAGUCACUGCAUGCACCUUUUAUCUCGUUAUACAUUAUAGAAAAUAUGAAUAAAUCUUGUCUUCCACUUGAAGAAGAAAAAAGUAUUUGCAGCGAUGUUUGAAUGUUUUGAUCAGAUGAAGGAUUUGAGCAACAAGCCACUGUAAAUACGCGAGGGCAUUCUCUUCCAAACCUGUGUCUUAUCAGGGCCCUGAUGCACAAGACUUAGGUAUUGAAUGUAUGGCUGAUUUUUAUGACUGAUUCACACACAAUAAUUAAUGCAAUCAAUAGUAGAAAUCAGCUCCAUGAUAAAUCGCUUUUCUUUAUGUUGCUGGCCCCGGAACACUUUAAUGCAACUAAAUAAAUACAUAUCCUUUCUGUGAGUAUGGUAUACACACAUGUAUGAGAAAUUAUUAGAUUUUUUUCUGAAGCACUCUUGAAAUUUCUUACAUAUUUUUUAAAUUUGGACCCAGAUAUGAGUUGAUUGACAUAUAGUAGCUUUAGAUACUAAAUGAGAAUUAAUUAUGUGAUUAUAAUUAUACACACCUAAACUGUAAUAGAUAAUGCACUUGUUGUAGAGUUUGUGGCAGAUGGAAUUUAAAACUAUGGUAAUGGUCUGAAUAGUCCGUUCGAAGCUUCUCUUAAUGACUAUAGCAGGGUUGGCUGAUUUAAAUCAUGAUUUAAAUCACAAUUUAAAUCACUUUAAUUGAAAAGUUACAAAUGAUUAACAGUUUUUUUCAUUUGUGGCAGUUUUAUAUUUUUUUACAACUCCAGGUUUAUUGUACUAAAAGAAAUAAUUCAAAUAAACUUGCAACUUUUUCCCAAUAAGUCACAGCUUUGCAAUUCAAUGCUUUAAACAAUCAAAAAGCUCCAGCCAUGGCUUAAAUACCAAAGGAGGUUUAAACAAACAAAAGGCAAAAAGAAAUAUAGUUUUCUUUAUUAAACACAUGAUUUCCAGUCCUUGGCUUGAAAAUCAGGUAUGUUUCUCUUUCAAGAAUGUGAGUCUCUGAGUCAUGGAAUUCUUCCUAAGAAACUGAUCCUCAUUUCAAGUUUGAAUAUGAACACUACCUUUGCAGUAUUAGCUUUACCAAGGCAAUUCCUCAACUUGGACCAAACCAGUCAGUAGGAGCGAAUUAACCUUACACGAGAGGAUGCAGAAAACAGCAUCUUCAUCAUGACUUGUAUUCUAUUUUAAUUCUGUUUUGACUGGCUUUAACUAUUAAAUAGAAUAGAAAUUAAUAAUAAUUUUAGUUGUGAAAUGUAUGAUUUUGAAAAUGAUUUCAGGGUAAGGGUUGGUGUUUCCACUUUGUUUUAGAAAAUAUUGUUAAAAAAAAAUCUGAUUUAAAUGAAAAAAAAUAUUGUUAAAAAAAUCUGAUUUAAAUAAAAAAAUCUGUUUUAGAUGAAAUAAAUCUGAUUUUUUUUUAUUCAUUUUUUUUUAAAUCCCCAAUCCUGGACUCCAGUCUUAAUAUGACUUUAUGUUUUAUUAUUUUUGUCAGGGUGCUUAUGAAGUUAUUGCAAUAUUCUAGUGUAAAGUUUAUCAUUUAUGUUUAUUGAAUAUGUGGUGGGGAAAAGACACAAUGUAUUUAUUAAUUAUGUACUGUAUUUCUACUACAUAGAUAUAAUUUGAGAAUAUAGUGUAAGUUAAUUGUACAUUUGCAUGUAGGAAAACAUUGUAAAAAAAACACUUUGGUUUUUAAAGGUUUUCCUCAUGUGGGACUGUCCUACAAGCCUACCAGUAAUUUUGUUAGAUAAAAAUUUUAGGAUUUAGAAAUAUAUAUUGUUAACAUAACAUUUAUUUUGAUAUGUGAAAUGAUAAAAAUGACUCACUCUACGUACAUAGUACAGUGCACGGCUAAUUGUCAACACAAAUUAGGCAUACCUGAUUGUGUAUUAUCAUUAUUUAGAAAAGACAGGGGACCGUUUCAUCAACAUUUUUGUCUGACAAGUUGUCAGAUCUGACAUCUUUCCUUGAUUCUGAUUGGCUGAGAUGCACUGUUACUAUAGUAACUGUCGGAUAAAAUGGGACUUGUCGGAUAAAAAGUCUGACAAGUCCUUUCAUGAAACGCUCCCCUGAUCUGUUCAGAAAAUGCUUAGAUGCUUUUCUAACACAAUUAUAAUUUUUUUAUUAGAAUAAUUUUGCAACACGAUUUUUUGUAAAUACAUUUUUGGUUGAUUCUCAAACUUAUAUAAUUUACGAUUGUUGCCACAAUUGGGCUUUAUUUUUUAAAGCUGAAGUACCUUAUAUUGUGAAAAUAUGUGUGUUUUGGUUAAUUUUGGUUUGUGUGAGGUGGGAAAUUCUGAAAGGUUUUUUUUUUGCAUUUUACAGUUUUGAUUAAUGCCAUGCAUUUUGAAAUUGACUCGCAAAAGGUUAGUUACAUGUAUGCUAGCUUUUUAAAAUUUCAUUUCUUAUGAAAAUUUCCUUUCCUAUGAAAAUUUCCACCUAUCUCUAAAUGUGUGCUUGGCCAAAUCCUCUAAAUCCACCAUCAUUUAGUUUGAAAUAUCAUGUGUUGUAGCUCAAAUACCAAUUUCGAAAGUACAUUAUGAAUUCAGAAAAAAUGGCAUCAUUACUGCUUUAAUUUAUAUACGGCACAUUUACCUCUUUUUUAACACCAUAUAAGAUUCUGCAGUACUCCUUUGAUAAAAGUACAUUUGUGUAUGUUGACAGUUGAGUAUUUAUUCUGAUUUCUGAAUUCAAUUUAGAUGUUUUUUGUUUCAGCUCCAUGUAUUCACAAACAGCCUUGAUGCCUGCAGAUACAAAAAAUACAAAAUAGAAUUCAGACAUGUCUUUAAUGAAUUGCAAUAAUUCUAGGGCAAGGCCACAGUCAACAAGGGCACAAAAAUAACCAGGGCCAAGAACAGGGGCUUUGAGGUGAGGUCGUCCAAUGCCCUCAGAAACAGCAUUGAUGCCCUUCUAAAUAUUUAAAGAUUUAAGGUAAAAAUAAAUGCCCUUUCGCCUCUGGCCUGGCACCCUUUGGUAAUCCAGUGCAUGGAUCCCAUUAAAAAGUACAUUUUACUUGUGAUGCCUUUCUUAAAUGGCCUUGGAGGCACUGCUAAAGUGAGCACUGCCUUCUGUUUCCUUUUAGGUGUGCCCUUAAAAAAAUGGCCUUGCCUCCUUUUAAUUCUUAAUUUGAGCCUUGUAUUGGAGACAUCCAAAGUCAUGGUUGGUCUUUGAUAUAAUUUACACUUUUAGAAAUCAUAAUGCAAUGUAAUAUGUGCAUGUGAGGAAGUAAUAACAUUCAAAGCAGGUUGAGUGUAUUUAUAUUCCUAAGUUUCAAAGAUUAAAUGAGCAAUUAAAUGAUAAUGUAUGCAGGUGAGGUGUGAGUGAGGGUUAUUGUAUUCGUUAACAAUGUCAUGUAGAUCAAAGUUGUUGUUUUUACAUAAAUGAUUAAUUGGAUCAUUAUUCUAAUAUUCUUUAAGAAACAUAAUUUCAAAUGGACUUGUUUUUCUUACCAAGCCUUCCAAACGACAUUUGCCCAUUGACUCAAAGCAAUUUGAACUUCUUGCAAAUUUCAUCCGACCAAAUUGCCAAUUAAUAAACUUUUUUAUAUGAUUCGAUUUGAAUUGUUGAAAUUAAAGCCCUAUUCAUUACAUUUAUUAAAAUAUUUGAAACAAAAGUGAACAUUUAAUAUCUGCCUGUAGAUGUAUUAAGAAUUGUCUCUUAUUCUAGUCGACUAUGACACAGAUGUUCAGGUAGCUUUACCUCAAAUUUUUUAUGCAUUUAACAUUUUUUUAAAUUUAAGAUUAUAUUUUGUAGCACUUGUACUCACAAAUAUAUCAUGACAUUGUUAUUAAUAUAUUUAAAUUUCAGAAUAUUCAAAAUUUACGAUCAGCUGUUAUUUUUUCUGCUUGUCCUGGAAUUGCCAUAUUUUUUUUAUGGUAUUCAUACAAUACUAUUACAUCAUUUUCUCUUUUCUGUACACGGCAUGAAAAUUGACAAAAGUGUGUGAAAUGUACAUAAGUUAUAAAAGUGUCCCAUUGUUUUACAAGUUGACGUGGUUUCUUCUCUCUGAGUUUAUUGUUUUGUAGUAUCUGGAACUAUACUUUACGUGUAACUAACAUACAGCAUGUUUCUUCAAACUGUUGCAUACAGUGAUACUACAUAAAUAAUAAUGAAAACUAGGUUUGGAAACCAAUUGAUUAUCUAAUCUAUCAUGUUAUUAAAAAAAAUACUGUAAUCGUUUAUAACAUCUUUUCUGCCUGUCCUUGAAUUUUCAUCUUUUUUAUGGUAUUUAUACAAUACUAUCACUUUUUUUCUGAUCUGUACACGACAUGGAAAUUGACAAAAGUGUGUGAAAUGUACAUACUUAUAACAGUGUCCCAUUGUUUUACAAGUUAACUUUUUGGUUUCAUCUCUCUGUUUCUGAGUUUAUUGAAUUUUUUUAUAUGGAGGUAUAUUUAAUUACUUAACGUAUAACUCAUGAUACAUACAGUAUGUUUCUUCCAACUGUUACAUACUACAUGUAUGAUAAUAAAACCUAAGUCUGAAAACCAA
Lytechinus variegatus (green sea urchin) is the source of this 8728-nucleotide messenger RNA. RefSeq names its product deoxycytidylate deaminase-like. Gene Ontology annotation, biological process: dUMP biosynthetic process; dTMP biosynthetic process. Gene Ontology annotation, cellular component: cytoplasm. Gene Ontology annotation, molecular function: zinc ion binding; dCMP deaminase activity. The record is from RefSeq and is a predicted model, not a curated record. The coding region runs from base 507 to 1217 and encodes 236 amino acids. The transcript is spliced from 5 exons. Lineage: Eukaryota; Metazoa; Echinodermata; Echinoidea; Temnopleuroida; Toxopneustidae.